This is a messenger RNA of Phytomonas sp. Hart1, 411 nucleotides long. The record is from the annotation of a GenBank genome assembly. NCBI's taxonomy places the organism in Eukaryota, Euglenozoa, Kinetoplastea, Trypanosomatida, Trypanosomatidae.
GAAUCUUGAGGAAAAGUAACAUAUUUUAUAUUUGUUAACAGAGAAAAAACACUCAAUCGAAAAUGGGUCGCUUCAAGCCGCUUGCCAUCAAGAUGAAGUACGCGAAGAAGAUCAAGCAGAACCGCCCUGUGCCGUACUGGAUCCGUCUGCGCACUGGUAACCGCAUCAAGUGGAACGAGAAGCGCCGCAACUGGCGCCGCACGAAGCUCAACUACUAAGUUGUGCAGAGAAGCCGAUCGGAGCUAUUUCCAAGAAUAAGCGGCAGCCGCACCCCCCGACGAGGGGGGACUUCGUUUGUGUUGUGCUUGGGUUUUCAUUCCAACGGAAAUGCGCCUUCUCCUCUCUUUCCUAAUUUUUUUUACUGAUUAAGUGCUGUACUUCCAUUCGGUGCUUAAUGUGCAUUUUUCAUUU